This is a messenger RNA of Prunus avium (sweet cherry), 1361 nucleotides long. Its product is annotated as protein NDR1-like. The record is from RefSeq and is a predicted model, not a curated record. Gene Ontology annotation, biological process: defense response to other organism. Lineage: Eukaryota; Viridiplantae; Streptophyta; Magnoliopsida; Rosales; Rosaceae. Gene Ontology annotation, cellular component: plasma membrane; plasmodesma.
UUUAUUAAUUGGGUUGCACUAUAUGAUCGUGCCAUUCUUUCUCUAUACACCAGAAAAACCGUCGCAUUCUAUCAUUUUAUUUUUGGCUUCUCUGCUGGAAAGUGGAAUUAACCUAGGUUGCAAAACUUUGGUUGCAGGUUAGUCUCCCAAAGGAAAACUAACUCCAGAUAAGCAUUAAAGCAAUUACAUCCUACACAAGUAAAGAAUCAUGUUCCUUCUCUUCCAAGGAUCAACUCGUGGGGAAUCAAAUGUAUGAAAGUUUCACAAACAUUAACCUAACGCUUUAGUUUCCCACAUAUUACUUUCUGCUCCAACAGCAAAGGCUGAUACCCCAUUCAACUCACUCUAGAAGAAAAGAACAUAUCCUCUUGUAACUUACAUGACAACCAAACACCCUUUGAUAUUCCCACUUUUGCUCCUUUCUUACUGCAUAAUUCACGUCUUUUCUCCCUUCUCCUUCUCAAUUAGUGCAACCAAAUUCAUUUAAACAAUCAGAAGUCAAUAUUUUAUGUUCAGUCUUAAAAAAUGUGCGAGACAAAGAAUUUCUACUUAUGGGUUCUACAAUUCUUCGGCCUCUUGGGUCUCCUAGCCCUCGUUCUAUGGUUGGCCUUACGUCCAGAAUCUCCUGAGUAUACCAUUGUGGAUAUCACCAUCCCAAAGUCCGAUAUAGACAAUGGGGGUCAAAAUGGCUCUAUCUUAUACGUCCUUGAAAUUAAAAAUUCCAACAAAGACUCUAGUAUUUACUAUGAUGACACCAUUUUGAGAUUGUAUUAUGGGUCAGAUACUGUUGGGGAGAAAACCAUACCUUCUUUUCGUCAAGGAAGAGGUAAAACCCGUGAAGUGACUGAUUCUGUGGAUGUCAACCCACGAGUUUGGAAAGCUAUUCGCAAUUCCAUAUCCAAUGCAACUGCAGAACUGAAGGUGGCAUUACUAACUCGGCUUCGAUAUAGAACAUGGGGAGUGAAGAGUAAGCAUCAUGGAUUACACUUGCAAGGUAAAUUAUUGGUUGGUUCAGAUGGUAAGAUUUUUGGUAAGAAGAAGAAAAUUAAGCUACGCCGUGCUUCCAAGAAAUGGAGGAGUACCAGACAACGAUUGUUAUACUAGAUGUUGCAAAUUUACAAUAUAGCUGCCUAAAUUUCAUGGUCUUGUUUAUAAUAUACUGAUUAUUGUCCCUACUGUUACUGUAGCUGCCUAAAUCUCUGCAAAUGAUAAUGGUACAUUGCAAACUCAUGCAAGGGACCAGUAUUUAAGGGUUUUUGGCUUAUGCUUUAUUAAUGUAAACUAAGAGCCAAGAGGGCUGGCGCAAACCCACUCCAAAAUUCCAGAACUUUUACUUUUACUAUUUUUUAUAAGGAUUAAAG